AUGGAUGCAUAUCAAAACUACAACAAUCUUAUACAUCAAGUCCAUACCGGGGAAUUUGAUGCUGCAGUUGGAGAUAUAACAAUCACCGCUAACAGGUCUCUAUACGUGGACUUUACAUUGCCAUACACGGAUCUUGGCAUUGGAACGCUGUCUCGAAAUGAUGAUGUAAGCAUGUGGAUCUUUAUGAAACCGCUGAGUUCAGAUCUGUGGCUUGUGUCUGCUUGUUUCUUUAUAUUACUCGGUUUUGUCAUUUGGAUCCUUGAACAUCGGACGAAUGAAGAGUUUCAAGGCUCGCCAUCAGAACAGAUUGGAACAACCUUAUGGUUUGCCUUUUCAACCCUUGUUUAUGCUCAUAGGCAGAAGUUGAAGAGUAAUUUGUCAAGAUUUGUAGUGACUGUGUGGUUGUUUGUAGUGCUGCUGCUUGCUUCAAGCUACACUGCAGCAUUGAGUUCACUAUUAACCAUUGAACAAAUUCGGUUAGCAUCAAAAGGAGACUUAAUUGGAAACAAAAAUGGCUCUUUUCUGCCACAUUCUACUUGA
Molecule: messenger RNA, 540 nt
Organism: Lactuca saligna
Lineage: Eukaryota; Viridiplantae; Streptophyta; Magnoliopsida; Asterales; Asteraceae
Source: the annotation of a GenBank genome assembly